AUGAGUACCCUCAUCGCCAGUCUAAUAUCUCCCGAAUUAUCAUUCAAAGAAUGGGGUUUUGCCAUCCUCGUAAUAUUCAUUCUCGUACGCAUCCAUAAACAAAACCCCCUAACAUCAUAUCAUAUCACAUCCCACUCACCACCCCCACCCAGUACACCACCACCCACUCUCCUCCUUCCCCGGUCCCCUCCCCUGGACUCUCACCCGUAUCCCCUACCUCCUCUCCCUCUGGCGCGGACGUCUCGCCCUCGACAUCCACCCCCUCCACCAAAAAUACGGUCCCAUCAUACGUAUCGCCCCCGACGAUCUCUCUUUCGCAACUCCACAGGCCUGGCACGAUAUCUUUCUAAUCAAGGCGGGGUUCCUGCCUUCCCAGAACGUAAACUCUGGCAUGGAAGGAAACCCGGGUCUGGAAAACCAAUAUCCAUUCUUCAUGCAUUGGAACCUUCCCCACAUCGGAAAUUUCGACGGGCGAUGGAGCGCGCGUUUACGGAGAGGGCGGCGGGGGGACAGGAGGAGAAUGCAGAUGCAUCUGAAGGUGCCGUUGUAGAUAUAGUUCGCUGGUAUGUAUUCUUUCCAUUUGAUCUCAUUGGGGAUCUGGGAUUUGGAGAAUCCUUCCAAUGUUUAGAGAGCGAGACAUAUCAUCCUUAG
Molecule: messenger RNA, 651 nt
Organism: Botrytis porri
Lineage: Eukaryota; Fungi; Ascomycota; Leotiomycetes; Helotiales; Sclerotiniaceae
Exons: 2
Coding region: 1-651 (216 amino acids)
Molecular function (GO): monooxygenase activity; iron ion binding; oxidoreductase activity, acting on paired donors, with incorporation or reduction of molecular oxygen
Source: RefSeq, a predicted model, not a curated record